Molecule: messenger RNA, 6421 nt
Organism: Acanthochromis polyacanthus (spiny chromis)
Lineage: Eukaryota; Metazoa; Chordata; Actinopteri; Pomacentridae
Gene: ntn2
Product: netrin 2
Exons: 7
Coding region: 873-2777 (634 amino acids)
Molecular function (GO): protein binding
Source: RefSeq, a predicted model, not a curated record
ACACAGCGAGCCAUGGAGCAGGCAGCGCAGUAACAAUCAGUCCGUAAAGCGGCGGAGGUAUUUGUUGUAAAAGUGAGACCAGUUGUGUUGUUGAAAGGGGGGGGGCUUGGAAAAAAGCAGGAGUUUGGUCAAGAGUUGAUUUUUUGCGCGUAUUUUUGGCUACAGAACUAAAUUAUACGCAUCGCCGAAUUGCAGGUAAAAUGAAACGCAAGUUAACUAAACACGUCGGGCUUUUUGGAAUAUUUAGACGUCCCGCUUUUCCUCUCUUUCUCACCCUCGCUCUCUCGCUCUCUCUCUCCCUCUCCAGCGCGCUCUCGUUGUCUUUGCACACAUGGUUUGGGAAAAUCUGGGUUUGAUUUUAAUGGGGAGUAGCCUACCCCGGGCUCGCUUUACAUAUGGAUGUACUGGACAGUUUUCAGUUGGUUUGAAGUCCGGGCGCGGAUGGGUCCAGUGGUCCUCUCUCAUGACUAAGUCGCGUUUCCCCUGUUCCUUUUAAUAUUUUAAGGAGGCGAAUGUGAGAAAGACGAAACACUUUUGGAGAGGACACUUUCUGACGGAAGAGGACCUCCGCGCUAAUUGGUGUGGAUUUUUCUAAGGGGACGUCUCUUUUAUAAAAUACAAACCCAGCGACACUGACGACUUGACACGGGAAAGACUCUCGUCAGCCUGAAGUGAAGGGUCACUGAGCUCAGACAUUCUCCUUCCACUGACUCACAACUAUACACACAUAGGGGACAGUCACACAGACAGACACUUUUGUUCAACACAUACACACUCACUUCACACACACACACAGACUCUUGGGUUCACACACAAAGCCUCAUCCUUGCAUAAGCGCAGACACACAUUCAAACACAGGCCCUUUGAGCAGGAUGAGGGAACCUUGGAGGUGCCUGCUGGGCCUGUGCCUCCUGGCAGUCUCGGCCUCCACCCACAGCGCCACAAACCCCUUCGCAGGACAGCAGACCCCUCCAGAUCCUUGCUACGAUGACGCAGGCGCAGCCCGCCGCUGUAUCCCCGAGUUUAUCAACGCUGCCUUCGGCAAAGAGGUGAUGGUGUCUAGUGUCUGUGGUCGGCCUCCGUCUCGUUCCUGCAGCGUGGUGGAGCGCAGUGACGAGCGGCCUUCUGUACGUACAUGUCAAAUCUGUGAUGCAGCCGACCCUCGCCGUGCCCAUCCUGCCUCCUACCUCACCGACCUCAACUCAGCUCACAACCUCACCUGCUGGCAGUCGGAGAACCUGAACACCUCUCCGCACAACGUGACUCUCACCCUUUCACUGGGCAAAAAGUUUGAGAUCACCUACGUCAGCCUGCAGUUCUGCUCACCACGACCUGAGUCCCUGGCCAUAUACAAGAGCAUGGACUACGGCAAAACCUGGAUGCCCUACCAGUUCUACUCCUCACAGUGCCGGCGUAUGUACAACCGGCCCAACAAAGCAACCAUUACCAAGCAGAACGAGCAGGAAGCUCUUUGCACAGAUGGCCACACUGACCUCUACCCGCUUUCUGGAGGACUCAUUGCUUUCAGCACUCUGGACGGACGGCCCUCUGGUAAAGACUUUGACAACAGCCCCGUCCUGCAGGACUGGGUCACCGUCACCGACAUCCGCGUGGUCUUCAGCCGACCCCAGCUGCCCCGGGAGCUGGGCCUGGGGGCUGGAAGCAACAGCGGAGGGAGGGACGACGACCCCAUGGCAGUGACAUCCACACUGCCAACUUAUUUCUAUGCAGUGGGAGACUUCCAGGUGGGUGGGAGGUGUAAAUGCAAUGGUCAUGCUUCACGCUGCCUGAAAGACAAGGAGGGCAAACUGGUGUGUGACUGCAAACACAACACAGAAGGACCUGAAUGUGACCGCUGCAAGCCCUUCCACUAUGACCGACCGUGGCAGCGGGCCAAUGCUCGUGAGGCCAAUGAGUGUCUGCCGUGUAACUGCAACCUCCACGCCCGCCGCUGUCGAUUCAACAUGGAGUUGUAUAAGCUGUCAGGGAGGAAAAGUGGAGGAGUCUGCAUGAACUGCCGUCACAAUACUGCGGGACGCCACUGCCACUACUGCAAGGAGGGUUUUUACAGAGACAUGGCCAGACCGAUCACACACAGACGGGCCUGCAAAGCCUGUGACUGCCACCCUGUGGGCGCAGCAGGCAAGACGUGCAACCAGACCACAGGCCAGUGUCCCUGCAAGGACGGCGUCACCGGCAUCACCUGCAACCGCUGCGCCAAAGGCUACCAGCAGAGCCGCUCACCUGUGGCCCCCUGCAUCAAAAUCCCUGUGGUCAACCCCACAGCUGUGGUGAGCAGCACAGAGGAACCAGCAGAUUGUGAGUCCUAUUGUAAACCAGUGAAGGGCAACUUGAAGAUCAACAUGAAGAAAUAUUGCAAAAAGGAUUAUGCGGUCCAAGUGAACGUCCUGGACAUGGAGACGGUGGGUGACUGGGCCAAGUUCUCGGUUAGUGUGGUAUCGGUGUACAAGAGCCGCGGCGAACCCUUGAAGCGAGGCGACAACAUCCUGUGGGUACACAUGAAGGACCUUGCAUGCAAAUGUCCCAAGAUCCAGAUGAGCAAGCGGUUCCUGGUGAUGGGCGGCAGCGAAGGCGGGACAGGAACAGGGACAGGACCAGGAGUUGGGCCGGGAGGUGGAGUCACCAGUCCAGGGGCGGAGCGCAUAGGCUUGGUGGCUGAUAAGAACAGCCUGGUGAUCCAGUGGAGGGACGUUUGGACGAGACGUCUGAGGAAGUUCCAGCGCAAGGAGAAGAAGGGGAAGUGCAGCAAAGCAUGAUGGGGAAGCAGCGUCCAUCCCUACCUCUCCUUCCAUCGCACACCUUCAUGAACCCUGACUGUUCUCCUCCCCCUGAAACCUUUUCUCCUUGUCCAUCGUGGGAACACUGCACAUUACAAAGACUGCAUGUACCCUACCUGUUUUCAGGACCACGUUUUGUGUAUAUUGUAUAAUUAUUUUCCAUUUUAUUUUUUUGAGUUUUGUCUUUGUAAUGCCACUUGUCUUUUUGUCCAAUUGGUUUGCCUUAAAAAGGGACCAUUAAAAAGGGUUUGAAUUGUAGACAAAAGCAGGCACCAUUCCCUCACUCGACGACGACAGCGGAAAUGUCCACUCGUCCCCCUCCCCCAAACUACAAAACUCCAACGUCCAGCGUCCUUCUUUCAAGGCUGUCUCCUGUCACUUUGUUGUUUCAGUCCUCCCACGUCAGACUAUCAGUGCUCACACCUUCUCUGGGGAUUUUAUUCCACAGUGUUUGUCACUUCAGAGACUGAACUGAUUUCAGCAACAAGACAAGCUGCACACCUUCAGCUUGGCCACUUCAGGUUUCAUUAUUGAAACAAAAACACAAGCUGGACCACCUAACAAACCUUUUCAACAUUAGCUGUUCAAAUGUUCAUAUAAAAUGGGCCUACUUGCUCCAGGUCUUUGCAGUAUCUUCAUUGGACUGUAUGAAUAAAACUCUUGUCCUGUGAGGAACCAAGGGCUCUCUUUGCAGGGACGUUUUCCACAGCAAACCUCCAUCGCACCACCUCUGCUGCUGCCCUCCGAACAAACUGCUCAUGUAGGCUCUUCUAUCUACAAGUAUGCGAUGCCACUGCUCAUAACAGAGUUUGUAUUCUCCGUGUGGCUACUUGUUAUCUCAUCCAUUCGUAUCCCAGCCGUAUCCUUAUUUCAGAUAUAUCCUUUUGUUUCAUUCCAAGCAGAACAAAUCCUAUUGGCAUGUGUGAGUCACAUUCCAGGCCUCCGGGGCUGCGCCUCUUCACCACCAGUCUGUCUCAUGAGUGGUUUAUAAAGUCAUGCAUCACCAUCAUGACUCAUUGCUUGUCACUUUUCAUGGAAGAAAGAUGAAGCGGUGUGGACAUAUGGCUGGAAUUUCAGAACAAUAUUAACAUUUCCGAGGAGAAUUUUUUGCUUUAUGGAUAAUGUCUUUCGCUGGGUACUGGUCCUUCCAGAUGUUGCUGUGUGGCCAAUGUCUUUUUCUUUUUUUUAAAUGUCUGAACAUUUGUGUCUGAAGACUGGCAGACUUUUGUUUGCCAAAAUAAGAGAUUGAAACAAGAGUUCCUUUUCAUGCAGUAAAACGAAAAGAAAAGAAAAAAAAACAAGCCGGAUAAACAACAUAGCUGUGUUUUUCUCUAGUAUAUUAUGACAAAAUGAAUGAGGCUGGAAAGUUUUUAGUGCUCACUGAUUGUAUUAUGACAUGAGAGGAUCAUAUUUCAUUCCUCAUGUGCUUUGUUAUGUUUGCAUGUUUGUGGUUUUUGCUGGUCCAUCAAAACCUUACAGUGAGCAGAGAAAGAACUAAACCAAUAUGAGCAUCAAGAUCCAAAGGAAAACUUCCCAUGUCAUCUUCCACCACUUGCCCACCCUAACGCAUAACCCUAUCAUCCUUUGCCAAAUAAGCAUAGUCAGUUUUUAAAUUCAAUUAAGAGACUAUGAAAGUCAGGACGGCCGUAAACCACAGAGAGACCCGUCUGGUUGCUCUCAAGCUUUUUAUCUGCCUUUUGCUGUUAUUUCAUUUUGUAAAGGACAUUACAAUUUAUUUAAAUAGAGUACAAGAUAAACACACAGUUUUUGAGGGGCACAUUAGGCCAGAGGAGCAGCGAGUGUGCCUACAGGCAUCUCAUGCUAGCUCGUGGUUACGCUCCUUUGGUUGCGGCGGUAUGUUUGGUUUGUCAUUCCUCCAAAAGUGUCUCUCCUCUGCUCUAGUCUCCGUGUCAGCCACCACCCUCCCCGAACUCGCUUUUUUUUUUAAACCCAUUUUGCAUGUUGUGUAUUUAGUGUCUUAGAUAAGUGACAGCACAGUAAAGAGGCCGCGAGGCUCCUCUGUGCUGUAUAGUACUGCACUGUAGUUCUCGUUUUCUCCUGAGAAUGUAAGUCGAACUGCGAAGAACGCGCUCACGCAGGUGUGCGUCCUGACUGCGAGCGCUUAUGGAAUAAUGUUAGCAGAAUGAAGAAUGUGGAUGGCAUGAUGGGUGAGUUUUGACUAGAUGUUUGUGACUCUUCAUGCUUAUGUCUGUCUGUCACAUAGUUUUGUUGUAUUCUAAUCCAAAAACAAAAAAAAACAAACUCAUAACCAAAAUGAGAUCUGGUGUAUGACAAAAAAAGCAAAGAUGACAAGCAUCGAAGUUUAACAUCCCCACUGAUGGAAUUUCACAAAAACGCACAACCAAACAGUCGAUUAUUUGUGUGUUGGCUGUCAGACAGGUGGUGUUACAGUAGCACCAGUGUCUUCACCCUUUGGUAUGUGACACGUUAAGAUGGAUGGUCUUAUUACGUGAGGCCUGUCUGGCGAUCUGCACACUUGUGGAGGAGCUGCAGCGUCCUUAAUGUUCUCUCAAUUAGAAAGAGCCCAGACGUCUCUCUACUGGCUCUCCGUUUUCUCAAGUGCCCACCCUGAAUGUUGGAUUUAAGAUAAGAGGUUAGAAUCCGCCAAAUUCAGUUUGAGGGGGGUGGAAGUGUAGCUCUCGUGAAAGCUGUUUAGCGAGCCUCAUAGGGAGCGCCGUCCUGUUGUUUUACAUUACCAAGCCCAGCAGCUUGGCAGUUGAACUGAGGCCAUAUAACUGCUUUACUUUGCCCCCCCAACUCACCGCAUUUAUAGCAUUCACAGGUGUAUGCAUGUGAGUUUGUGUGUUUAAUUAAUAGGAAACAAGUGAUAUGCACAUGAACCGAGGGGUGAGAAAGCUCUCUUCGGGGCGGCGGGUGGAACAAAGUUUGUCAGUUUUACAGCUGUUUGUGUAGAGGAGUCAGAGCAGUCUACGAGGGAUAAUCAUUUUCCUGGUCGAGCGCCCUUUUUUCCCCCACUUUCAUCCACACAUUUUGGCUUGUUUAAUAAGUCUUGAUGCAUUUUUAAUGUUGUAAAUAUGUAUUGAACUGCCGCUGCCAGUUAUGUUUUGUAAAGCGUCACCCCGGCCCAGGACGGACUCACAUGUAUGGAUGUACAAAACCAGAUGAUUAUGGAUGUUAUAUGGAUGUAGAAAACCAGGAACAUAUGCUUUUGUGAUCACGACCAGAAGAUGUGGUUCAGAUAUUACACAGAAUGUAUUCCUUUUUUUUUCUUGUUUUGUUUUAUGUUGUUUCCAGACAACAACCGGCCAAUUGUAAAUGACUUUGAGGUGAAGCGAGUAAAAAAAAAAAAAGUGACUGAUUGGACCCUCUGCUUUUCCCAUAGACACACAGAUGGAAACUGACACAACAGCCCACCACGUUCUGUUACAUUAAUGUCUUGGGAAUAAUGGUUCACUCACCACGCAAAGAAAAAAAAAAAAAGUCCAGCUACCUUUCUUGGGGAACAAAGGGAUCCUUCCCUCAGUCCUGCCCUGCUUUUUACUUCUGUUAUAUCAAAGUCUUCCUUGUACAUUUUCCUCCAAGGCAAUGAACCACUGACUUUUUAAUCUAAAUGGUAAAAAAAUAAAUUAUUAGUUAAUGAA